AUGCAGAAAUGGACGAGAGCAGUUGUACAGAUGCGUCUCCUCUUCCUUGCUAUCAUCCCCUCUUUGGGUAUGAAUACAUUAGCACGGGGAAUAUCAAAGCAAAAACCUCUGUACGAGUGGCGAGUGUUCGAUUCACCGAUCGCAGGUAUCCCUUGCAAAGUGCCCACUGGAAACGGACAGCGCAACUGGGACGAUCCAGAUGACUGCGUCAUGCUGUUCAAGACGUCUAAGGAAACUAUGCGUCAGGUGGCACCGGCAAAGCGACUUGCUUUAGAGAAACAACCGAAGGCUUGUAAGCCACCUGAUGUGGUGAACUCGUUGCCGGAUCGUCUUCGAAGUAGAAUUUUGGCCAUCUGGGAGGAGCGAGAUCCGAAAGGCGACUGCUUUCAGCAGCAACGAAGGACACGGUUGAUACUGCUGAACUUGCCUCCAUCUCUGAGGAAAGCCAUUCGACCAAAGGCUCUUCAGUGCUCUCUUCCUCACUUCAUCGAUCGUCUCGAAUGGGACCUACAGGUGCAGCUUCGUCGACUAUGGGCCGGUUACAAGAAAGGAGAGCCUUGGUGGCAAAGCAGCUUCAUCUUCUCCAACAGCACGACAUCUCCUGUUGAAUCGUUCGACAUGCCUCCGGCGACAUUGUUCCGACGAUAUCAACUCUUCCAAAAGCUGAAACGAUCCAAUGCAGCCUAA
Cooperia oncophora is the source of this 687-nucleotide messenger RNA. Lineage: Eukaryota; Metazoa; Nematoda; Chromadorea; Rhabditida; Trichostrongylidae. The record is from the annotation of a GenBank genome assembly.